Molecule: messenger RNA, 1059 nt
Organism: Lathyrus oleraceus (garden pea)
Lineage: Eukaryota; Viridiplantae; Streptophyta; Magnoliopsida; Fabales; Fabaceae
Product: putative F-box/FBD/LRR-repeat protein At1g78760
Exons: 2
Coding region: 1-1059 (352 amino acids)
Molecular function (GO): protein binding
Source: RefSeq, a predicted model, not a curated record
AUGAAAACAAGGAGACGAAAUUACGACCCAGACAGACUCAGUGAUUUACCUGAUUGUGUUUUAAUUCACAUAUUAUCCACUUUGAACACCAAAUAUGCCGUUCAAACUUGCAUCUUCUCCAAAAGAUGGAAGAAUCUAUGGAAAAAUCUUCCUGUUCUUUCCCUGGAUUAUUGUUGCUUCAAGUCUCUUACUGCUUUCAACAGAUUUGUGUCUCGAGUUUUUUCUCUACGCGAUAAGAAAACCGCACUGCAAGCUCUGGAUUUUUACUGCGAGAGUCAUAUCCAGCAUCGUUUACUCAAAAGGAUUAUAAAAUAUGCAUUUUCACACAAUGUCAAGAUAAUGGAUAUAUGGAUGGGUUGUACUACCGAACCCUUUCCACUUUCCUACUUUUCUUCUCAUACUUUAACGUCUCUUAACCUUACUACUUCAUUACGCCGUUGUUGUCGCACAAUAUUUCCUAAUUCUCUUAAUUUUCAGUCAUUAACCAACCUGUCUAUUCGGUACUUUGCCUUUCGAAGCAGUGGUGAUGAUGGCUAUGUUGAACCGUUUUCCGCAUUGAAAAGUUUGAAUACUUUGAUCAUUGAUUGUUGUAAAGUUCAUGAUGAAGAUAUCCUCUCCAUAUCAAGCGCCACUCUUGCUAAUUUAACAAUAAGAAUGAUUCCAAGUUACAACUACAAAUUUGAGUUAUCUACCCCAAAUCUGCAUAGCUUUGAUUUUACCGGCAAUCCUCUUCAGAAACUCAGCAACAGCCAUAACAAUCUCUCUUCUAUCACACAUGUAAAUAUUGAUGUACAAAUAAGGUUAUCCCUAGAAAAUUAUCCAUUGAUUCUACUCAAUUGGCUAACCGAACUUGCUCUUGUCGAAUCAUUGACGGUCUCUUCAAGGACUCUUGAGAUUCUAUACUUAGUUCCUGAUUUAUGGAAUAUUGAUUUCCGUUACCUACGGAAGUUGAAGUCAUUGAAAAUAAAAAAGCACGGAUCUUCACCAAUACCUCGCGGAAUAGACGACUUCUUGCUUCAAAAUGCACCGUCUGCAGAGAAAUCUAUCAUAGAUUUGUGA